AUGACUGUCUACAGCAUCCUCAUUGUAGAUCGGGUGGGUACAAUAUUAUAUCGGAAACAAUGGAAUCAAUCGGGCAUAAGUAGUGAAGAAUGGGCCAAAUUGAUGUAUGGUAUGUUAUUUCCUGUCAAGACAUUUGAGUCUACCAUAUCACCACUUGACCCGAACUUUAAUUUUUUGUGUUCCAACACUGGCAAUUAUGCAAUACAUUAUUACGAGUCAGAAUCUGGUGCUAAAUUUGUUUUAAAUACUGAUAACACUGUACAAAAUAUCAGAGAUUUGUUACAAAAAUUAUAUGCAGAAAUUUACGUGGAAUAUGUUGUAAAAAACACUGAAUGUGAAAUGGGAAGACCUAUUGAGAGUGAAUUAUUCAAAUUGAAACUUGAUCAAUUUAUAAAAGAGCAUUUUAUGAAAAGUGUGCAAUAA
This is a messenger RNA of Macrosiphum euphorbiae (potato aphid), 423 nucleotides long. The record is from the annotation of a GenBank genome assembly. Lineage: Eukaryota; Metazoa; Arthropoda; Insecta; Hemiptera; Aphididae.